This is a messenger RNA of Colletotrichum truncatum, 237 nucleotides long. RefSeq lists its product as uncharacterized. The record is from RefSeq and is a predicted model, not a curated record. NCBI's taxonomy places the organism in Eukaryota, Fungi, Ascomycota, Sordariomycetes, Glomerellales, Glomerellaceae.
AUGCAGGCGUCUCAAGCUACAGCCGUUCCUAAGAGCACUUCGCAGAAGUCCAAGUCGAAGAAAACUCGUGUCUCAGAAUCCCAAUCUCGGGUGAACGAGUACCUUGCGGAGGAGGACAAUUUCUACCAAAAGUUCCCCACGUCCUUCAAAGAGGAAGACAGACGCAAGGCCCACGAAGAUCGUGCUAGGAAGGCCGUAAGAGAUGCGGAUCGUUCUUUCCCUCCUGUUAAAUCUUGA